Molecule: messenger RNA, 2406 nt
Organism: Aspergillus nidulans FGSC A4
Lineage: Eukaryota; Fungi; Ascomycota; Eurotiomycetes; Eurotiales; Aspergillaceae
Exons: 6
Coding region: 1-2406 (801 amino acids)
Biological process (GO): mitotic sister chromatid cohesion
Cellular component (GO): nucleus
Source: RefSeq, a predicted model, not a curated record
AUGAGCUACCCUCCAUCCCAUAACGGCCACUAUCAUAACCGCCAUCCCUCUCAGCAAGCCGCCCAGCCGCCACUCCUGUAUAACAACGUGAACUUCAACGCUAAUGCCAUUGCGUCGGCGUACCAAUAUGGCAAACCCGCUGUCUACCCCCAGGCUAUGAUACCGCCCUACCAACCGUAUGGUCAGGUACCCAACCAGCAGCCACAGCAACCACAGCAGCCGCAGCAGCCACAACUCCAUGUGAAUCCCGCGGAUAUAUUCCAACAGCCGAUACUUCCUUCGCCGUCUCCAGCCUCCUUUAGUAACCACCCUUUUUCUCAAUAUGGCGCGCAAUCUGCGGUCCCUGUUGCUGGCAACAACCGCUCGCCGUCAUUCACUACUCCCGCUGCAGCUCCGCCGGCGCCAGUCCCAGCAGUAACACCAACACCGACCCCACAAUAUGAGCCUAGUCCUAUCAAUGCGAGUAAUCAAGCUUUCAACAAAAUUCCUAAACCGGCCGCGGCCUCGCAAACCCCGUCAGAUACCAAUUCCGCUGUAGUGGUCCCACCGGUAGUGACUACUCCGCCAGUUCAAGUUCUAUUACCGGCCCCGUCGCCAGAGAAGAUGCAGCGCCCGCCUUCGAAGAAACAAACACAAAAACAGCCGACCCAACAGCCCGCGCCGAAACCUGCGAAACCUGGAAUAGACUAUCAGGUCCUUUUACUGGCCAUGGCUGACGAGUACCUCAAUACUGCUCAUAGCCAUGGGACGAAUGUUGCAUUGUUGAGGGACAUGGAGCUGGAGGAAUACUACAGGUUGGUUGCGACUGGCCUUGGAUGUCUGGAAGCAGUUCUGAAGAACUGGAGGUUACAACCUCGUGUCGAAGCCCUGGUGCGACUGAGAUAUGCGCGCGUGCUCUUUGAGGAAACGGACAACGACUUGGAGGCUGAGACGGCAUUGAGCAAGGGAAAUCGUAUGCUCGAUCUGAAGUACAGUAUGCAGCAUCUGCUAGCGCGUAUGUUGUACAAAACAAACCCGAAGGCCGCUCUGAAGGCCGUGGAUGGGAUGAUCCAGGACGUCGAAGCGUACCGCCACUUUGCAUGGGAAUACGCCUUCCGUUUUCUUCGAGUGUCGCUCUCCUUGUCAUCGCAUGGUCACCAAGAGUCUACAUCAGCUUUACAACAUCUUCAUAAGAUCUCUAUUAUGGCAAAUCGCAAUGGUGACAGAGCCGUUUCUGCCAUGUCUGCCAUAAUCGAAGCCUUGGCACAUCUCCAGCAAGGAUAUAGCUCAGACUCAAUUGAACAAGCCCAACGAGCAAUAGCAGCCGCACGAAGCCAUCAACUUAAUGAUGAACUACGUCAUGUUCCGCAGCUCACAACUCUGGUCCAAAUUGUGGAUAUCUGCUGCAGUCUGCUUGAAUAUGAUGUGAAUCAAUCCGCCCAGAAACUCAAGGUAUUACAAGACCUGAUGGAUGAGCGACUGAACGAUUCAAAUUGGCGCAUUGAUGGCUCAUUCUCAAUACCUUUGAGUGGGGAUAUCCUUCAAGUACAGAGCGGUACUUUACUACUCAGUUUCAGUUGGCUACCCCAGCAUGACCUCUAUGCUCUCUGCUACUUUCUUAGUUCCAUCACACUGAGUUGUAAGAACUCACAUGAUGGGCGUAAGGCUGAAAAGUUUCUUCAGGAGGGUAUAUUCUUGGCUUCUAGCCGCACAGACUGGGAUUUCGCUAAUAGAACCCUGAAGGAGCUCCGGCUAGAGGUCCAAUCAUUCGGCGACAAUCUUCCUCAUACAAUGCAAUGCCUGAUGCAGUACGCAGCAGGUACCAUUGCACAGGCGACGGGCGAUUUAGAGACAGCCUUGGCCGUUUUUCAAUCCCCGCUAUUCUUAUUAUCCGGUUUCAACAAAACCGCUCGCAAUGACCCUCACCGCGACCUCGCCAUCCUGGCAACCAUCAACAUCGUCCUCAUCCUCAGCAACCCAGCCCACCCAUCUCAUUCUCACCUGCCAAACCUCCUCGCCACACUUGAGUCUUUCUGUCGCGCAAGCCCUAAUAAGUACAUCCAAGCCGCAUAUUUCUUGCUCUGCGCGACCACAAACACCGAAUCGACCAUCCAGACUAAACAAAACCUCCAGCAAGCCCUCCAGGCUGCCACCGCAAUCAGUAACAGCCAAAUCAUAUGCAUGACCUUAACCUUCAUGAGCUGGAAAUAUUUUCGUGGAGUCGUGGGCGAGCAAGCCGAAAAAAGCGCUCGCGCGGGCCGCGCAAUGGCGGGAAAGGCCAGCGACCGUCUUUGGGUUAGUGUUACGGACGAUAUGCUUGCAGAGACUUUAGAAAGGCAGGGGAAAGGCGAAGAGGCGAAGAGUGUCCGAGAGGAGGGUUACAGGGUCAUGACGAACCUGCCACCGGCAUUGAGACGGCCUACCUAG